AUGGACAUGGACCUAGAAAUUGAACCCACGCUCCAAUCUGUCAUUCUGCACGAAACAUUGAAGUGGUUGUUUGUUGGAGGAAAAGGUGGUGUCGGUAAGACCACCACCUCGUCUUCGAUUGCAGUGCAAUUGGCGUUGGCAUACCCAAACGACCAAUUCUUGCUUAUCUCCACUGAUCCAGCACACAACUUGUCGGAUGCUUUUUGUCAGAAAUUCGGCAAGGAUGCCAGAAAAGUCGAGGGCUUGUCGAACCUCAGUUGUAUGGAAAUUGACCCCGAGGCUGCCAUGACAGACUUGCAAACGCAGGCACAACAGUAUAACAACGACCCCAACGAUCCUUUGAAGAGUAUGAUGAACGACAUGACGGGCUCUAUUCCCGGUAUUGACGAGGCAUUGUCGUUUAUGGAGGUGUUGAAACACAUCAAGAACCAGAAGGCUGGUGAGAACUCCAAUGCCAUUUCCUACAGAACCAUCAUUUUCGACACUGCGCCAACCGGCCACACGUUGCGUUUCUUGCAGCUUCCGGCCACUUUGGAGAAGUUGUUGAGCAAGUUCAAGGACCUCUCUGGUAAGUUGGGCCCCAUGUUGAAUAUGCUCGGGGGUGGCGGCGCCCAGAAGCAAGAUAUCUUUGAGAAGUUGAACGAAAUCCAAAAGAGUGUGAGCGAGGUCAACGAGCAAUUCACCAACCCCGACUUGACCACGUUCGUGUGUGUUUGCAUCUCUGAGUUCUUGUCUUUAUACGAGACCGAAAGAAUGAUCCAAGAGUUGAUGAGCUACAACAUGGACGUCAACUCCAUUGUUGUGAACCAGCUUCUUUUUGCUGAGGCUGACGACUGUAAGAGAUGUCACUCUCGUUGGAAGAUGCAGAAGAAGUACUUGGACCAGAUGGCCGAGUUGUACGAAGACUACCACUUGGUGAAGAUGCCAUUGCUAGGUAGUGAGAUCCGUGGUGUGGAGAACUUGAAGAAAUUCUCCAAGUACUUGUUGCAGCCUUAUGACCCUAAGGUUGACAACGGGUUGGUGUUUGAUUUGGAGGAGACUACUUAG
Messenger RNA from Australozyma saopauloensis, 1047 nucleotides. RefSeq names its product guanine nucleotide exchange factor. Gene Ontology annotation, molecular function: ATP hydrolysis activity; ATP binding. Lineage: Eukaryota; Fungi; Ascomycota; Pichiomycetes; Serinales; Metschnikowiaceae. Gene Ontology annotation, cellular component: GET complex. The coding region runs from base 1 to 1047 and encodes 348 amino acids. The record is from RefSeq and is a predicted model, not a curated record. The transcript has a single exon. Gene Ontology annotation, biological process: post-translational protein targeting to endoplasmic reticulum membrane.